Messenger RNA from Euleptes europaea (tarantolino), 1577 nucleotides. It is a transcript of the gene DBNL, whose product is annotated as drebrin like. The coding region runs from base 20 to 1474 and encodes 484 amino acids. Gene Ontology annotation, molecular function: actin filament binding. Gene Ontology annotation, biological process: regulation of actin filament polymerization; positive regulation of dendritic spine morphogenesis; postsynaptic actin cytoskeleton organization. Gene Ontology annotation, cellular component: site of polarized growth; lamellipodium; dendrite. The record is from RefSeq and is a predicted model, not a curated record. Lineage: Eukaryota; Metazoa; Chordata; Lepidosauria; Squamata; Sphaerodactylidae. The transcript has 14 exons.
UCGCAGCAGCAGCUCCUCCAUGGCGCUGAACCUGAGCAAAAACGGGCCGGCGCUGCAGGAGGCCUACGGGCUGGUCGUCGCCUCGACGAGCCCCACUGACUGGGCUCUAUUUACCUAUGAAGGUAACAGCAAUGACCUGAGAGUGGCUGGCACUGGAGAUGGUGGUCUGGAGGAGAUGGUGGAAGAACUCAACAGUGGGAAAGUGAUGUAUGCUUUCUGCAGGGUGAAAGACCCCAACUCCGGUUUGCCCAAAUAUGUACUUGUCAAUUGGAUUGGUGAAGGUGUUAACGAUGUGAGAAAGGGAGCCUGUGCCAACCAUGUCAGCACUGUAGUGAACUUCUUAAAGGGCGCUCACGUGACGAUAAAUGCUCGGGCUGACGAGGAUGUGGAGCCCGAUGUUAUCAUGGAGAAAGUGGCCAAGGCGUCGGGAGCAAACUACAACUUUCACAAAGAAGGCAGCAAGUUUCAGGAUGCUGGUCCUCAGGCUCCAGUGGGAUCUGUUUAUCAGAAAACAAAUGCCCUGUCUGAGAUCAAGAGAGUCAGCAAAGAUAGCUUCUGGGCCAAAGCAGAGAAAGACGAGGAGAAUCGCCGGCUAGAGGAGAAAAGAAAAGCUGAAGAAGAGCGUCAACGUCUAGAAAAAGAACGGCGAGAACGCGAAUUGCAGGAAGCAUCUUUACGUGAGCGUAGAUUUAAAGAGCGAGCCAAUGAAAUUGAUGCUCAGAAGAAAUUCCAGCAACAACAGGAAACUGAGUCAAGGGAUAAAGAGAAACAACAAUGGAAGGAGCAGGAGGAAGAUCACAACAGGUUGCAGAAGAGUUUCCGAAGGAGUGAGUCUGUGGAGAAAGCUCAGGAAGCAGCAUCACUGAUAGCACAAAGAUCAAUGAAUCCCCGGGAAAUCUUCAAGCAAAGGGAGCGGUCCAUGUCCACAGAAGCAGCAGCCAUCAGUUCUCAGCCAGGCAAGUUACGGAGCCCUUUUCUGCAGCAGAACAGCCAAGCAGAAACUCCCGUGUCCCCCGUCCGUCCCACUGUGCAAGACGUUUACCCUCCUCCUGUUGUUCAUUCGUCUGUGCAUGACACACCUCCAGUCUCUCCUGUUCCUGAACUUGGUGAUUUGAUCAGGCAGGACAAUUACAAACCGGCCCCUCCGGUCUUCCAACCAGAGGCGGAACAAGACACUGUGUAUGAAGAGCCCCCUAGCGAACGAGUUAUCUAUGAUGAGCCCCCUCAGGAUCAGCCUGAAGACACUAAUUAUGACUAUGCUGAUAACUACCAGCAGAACCUUAACUUGGAAGGAAAAGGUUUAUGUGCUCGAGCGCUGUAUGACUAUCAAGCUGCUGACGACACAGAGAUCUCUUUUGACCCUGAGAACAUUAUCACCAGCAUUGAGAUGAUUGAUGAGGGCUGGUGGCGUGGUUACGGUCCAGACGGACACUUCGGGAUGUUCCCUGCCAAUUAUGUGGAGCUGAUUGAAUAGGCAGCCGGCCUUCGCCAGAGGAAGGAUGCGAGCAAUACCUGAAAAGAAGAGUGCUGUCCAGUCCGAUCCUUCAAGUUGAAAUUGUAUUGGCUUAAAAGAGUGA